Messenger RNA from Ceratina calcarata, 4143 nucleotides. Its product is annotated as synaptogenesis protein syg-2. NCBI's taxonomy places the organism in Eukaryota, Metazoa, Arthropoda, Insecta, Hymenoptera, Apidae. The transcript has 16 exons. Bases 668 to 3379 code for a protein of 903 amino acids. Gene Ontology annotation, molecular function: protein binding. The record is from RefSeq and is a predicted model, not a curated record.
AUUCAGCCCGCGAUCGUCGGGAGCGUACGUGCGCUUUCUUUCAGGUUCGCUGCCACGUACCGUACGUACUUUGUUCGAUGUUUCCUGUUCCGGCUGAACGGCUGUACACGAGCGCGAUUUAUACGCACGGCAUUGGUGAACGAUCGCGAGGGCACGAGCGAACCGCCCCUACGUUUUAAAAACUGUUCACGCCCGUUUACGAAAGUGGAUUUUUCUCAACGACACCCGUAUACCGAACGCAGCAGGCGAAGAACGUCGCGAGGGAUGCUCGACGAGUCGGUCAGCGGCGUGACGACUUCGGCGUGGUGACCGUUCAGAGGUGUUAAUCGUAUUUUAGUGAGGAUAAAUAAUCGCUGAAUUAUAUGAAAACGAUAAGGGGUUAAAGUGAGCCGGCAACUUAGCGAGGGGAAAGAGUGAACGACGGGGUGAUAUGAGUGAACACAGGAUCUUUUGUGACGUUAAACGAUCGAGCUGCGGCCUGGUCGAAGCGAGUCCCAUCGAUUAACUGGCACGCGAUACGCCGGAAACGCGAUUAAAACACAGUGCGUCUUUUUCCUACGGCCGAGGAAGUCGACAGGUUCGCGUGGAAAGUGAAACGAAGUUGGAUAACCGGCCGAAAGAAGGUAAACGGUGUGCCCUGAACGGAGAAGGAAAGUGGAAAAGAAGAAUGUUGUGUCACGUCCUUGCCACCGUCGUCGUUGCUUUUUUCUGUGUCGUCCACGCUCAAGGAGGACCACGAACAUUUUCAGCUAGGCCUUUCCGAGGAGGACCGACCACGGCAGCGAGGGCGGUCCUUCAGGGUACAGCGGAACUGCCAUGCGACAUCCGUCCACCGCGCCAAAACGAUUCUGCGAUUCUGGUCGUAUGGUACAAAAGCGAUAUCACGCCUAUAUACAGUUACGAUAUGAGGGGCAAGCACACGGAGAAGGAUUCGCACUGGAACGAUAAAGAUCAUUUGGACAAUCGAGCGUUCUUCAGAACGGUCACAGAGCCGGCUACGUUAAAUAUCAAUCAUAUCGAAGAGAGGGACGAGGGUGAAUACAGGUGCCGAGUAGAUUUUGCAAAGAGUCCGACCAGAAAUUCAAGAGUUUACCUGACAGUCAUUGUACCUCCUCAUAAACCAAAUAUCAUUGAUGAGCACGGGACGACCGUGUCAUCAGUGGCUGGACCAUACGAAGAAGGUGGUGAUUUGAAAUUGCAAUGCCUCGUUUCUGGAGGCCAACCGGAGCCGAGAGUGAGAUGGUGGCGCGGGGAGAUGCUCCUCGAUUCGAAAGACGAACCGGGAGAGUUUCCUGCGCUCCGUAGAAAUACUUUGAUAGUGCGGGAACUUUCAAGAGCUGAUCUCCACGCGGUGUUCACUUGUCAAGCGUCGAAUAAUAACAUCAGUCAACCAGUCUCUGCUUCAGUGGCGAUUGAAAUGCACUUGAAACCAUUGAGCGUGACUAUACUGAGCAGCGAGCACGCGCCGCUCAGCGCGGAUCGGAAGUACGAGAUAAACUGUAUGACCGUUGGUUCGAGACCACCAGCUAAUCUGUCUUGGUACAUGGAUGGAAGAAAGUUGACUAACUACACGGAAAAGAUAUCGCAAGAUGGUAACAUGACGAGUUCCAUACUAACGCUCAAACCGAGCUUGCUCGAUCACGAUAAAGUGAUCACUUGUCGAGCGGAGAACUUUAAAGUUCAAGGGGGCGUGAUAGAAGAUACAUGGAAGCUAAACGUAUUUUUUGUUCCUAUCUUGCACCUGGAAUUAGGAUCGAAUAUGAAUCCAGACGACAUCGAGGAGGGCGAUGACGUCUAUUUCGAAUGUAAAGUCCGUGCGAAUCCCGGCGCUUACAAGGUUGUGUGGAAGCAUAAUGGUAACGUAAUACAAAACAAUGCGAAGAACGGUGUAAUAGUACAACAAUACGGAUUGGCUCUGAGGGAAGUGAAUCGUUCUCAAGCAGGAAAUUAUACUUGUAUUGCUAGCAACGUCGAGGGAGACGGCUACAGCAAUAACGUCGAAUUGAACAUAAUGUACAAACCGAUUUGCGUGUCGGACCAGAAACGAAUUUACGGUGUGGCGCGUCACGAAGACGCUCGAGUGCUUUGCAAAGUGGAAGCGUACCCGCCGCCCGUCAGUUUCCGUUGGACCUUCAACAAUACAGAGGAAAUGGUAGACGUGCCUCAGGCACGAUACAAGAACUCCACGCAUCACAGCCAAAGCGUUCUUAUCUAUCGGCCGAUGACCGAAAUGGAAUACGGCACGGUGUUCUGCUGGGCGAGCAACACCGCCGGCCAACAAAAGAACGCGUGCGUGUUUCACAUCAUCCCCGCGGGGAAGCCUGAGUCCGUGUACAAUUGCACUUUGUCCAAUCAGACAACCGACUCCUUGUCGGUGGAGUGUUCCGUCGGUUUCGACGGCGGCCAGCCACAACACUUCCUGCUCGAGGUUUUCGACCAGCAAACGGGAAUACUUCAAGCGAACAUCACUUCCAGGGAGAACGCCGCAUUCACGGUUCACGGUUUAGAGCCGGGUAAAAUUCUGAACAUGGUCGUGUACGCGGUGAACGCGAAGGGAAGGAGCGAGCCCACCCUGCUCGAGGGAUUCACGUUAAAAAUCGCGGAGAAGCAGACUGGUACACCGGUACCAUUCGAGAUCACUCCACUAUUGGGCGGAUUGAUCGGAGUGGUAACAGCGUUGCUCUUAAUCACUAUUGCUAUUUUAGCAGCUAUGAAGAUCAGAAACGAGAGGAGAACGCAGAGGCCGAGCGACUUGCCGUUGAAAAAGAACACCGCGCCGAGCUCCGAAGAUUUGUACGACACCGACGACAGGAAUCCGGACGUAGUACCAAUAAACAAAGGUUCGGAUUACCAAUUAACGGGAUCGAUAUCCGGUACGCCUUUGGCUGCGCAAGGCACACCGGACGGACUUCCGCCGAAUUCGCUUUCUAUUCAACAAGUGAAUCACCUGCAGGGUUUAUCGUCGUAUUCGAACGAAUACAAUAAUUACCCAACGUUGCCGUUAUCGGGCGAGAUAACGUACGCCGAGCUGUGUCUGCCGCGUCCGACGACGCUGUCGACGUUGGCGACCGACACGAAGCUGACGAGUAUAAGUGGAAUUGGUAGCAUAAGUACGCUUCAGGGUUACGGUAGCGGGGUGAUCGUUGGCGGGAAGCCGUGCGCAAAGGAAGCCACGAUCUACGCUUGCAUAGACCACAACGCGAGGCCGGCGAAGGUCGACACGACGUCAUCGUCGACGUCGCCAUACACGCUGGCAUCGCUCUCGGCGAGGAGUCCCUUCCAGGACAUCAACAUCUCGACGAUGAGCGGCAAACACCCGACGAGGGAGGUCGUCACCGUGCGCACACCGCUAAUAUCGACUCAAGAGAGCUGCGUAUAGGGCUGCGAUUCUGACGCGCUAGAUAUCAAGGAAUACUAUGUUUGAUGUGGUGAUUGAUGUGCGCGUCUAGGUAUUAAAACUAUGAUCGAUUAACGAGUUGUCCUAACAUAGGCCGGCGGGAGGAGCGCGCCGGGGGAUUCACAUAAUAUUUUGCGAAAUCACCAGAUCUCAUCAGUCGGUUCUAACGUUUCCGUACGAAAUCGUCGCCGCGCUUCUCCCACUGAUUAUACGUGUACACAUAAUAACGAAGCCGUUUAAUAUGCGUUAACCGUGGCUCGAUAGGUAACAGAAAUUAAUAUGGAGACUGAUCUGAUCAUCGGCUAUCGCAUGUUAAGUCGGCGGAAGCAAAUACAAAGGAACAAUGAGUCUUCUUAACGUAUUAGUAAUAAGUAUGUGAUAAUAAUGUAAAUCGACAAAUUUUCGAAGGAUAUUGAUUAAUUGAAACUUGAAUUUGGUCAACCAAGACUGAUUUAAAUAUUUUCUAGCUUUUUAUAUGCGGGCCAUCCCACUUAGUAUGUACAUCUGAACUAUCCUCGUUGACACAUCUAUCGAAUUCAAAUAAAUAACUUGUGAAAAUAUACGGCAACAAUAAAUAAUCACUAUUCACAGACAUAUCAAUUGUCUGAUGCACAUAUUUGAUGCACGUAAUUGUUUGAUGCAUAAUUUUAUGAUCACAAUGACGCAAAUGCUACAUCAUUUAAGGAUGUAUAGGCUAUACAUAUAAUUAAAUAAUGCUGGCAUAUUGAAUUUGUUAUUAUAGAUUC